Protopolystoma xenopodis is the source of this 504-nucleotide messenger RNA. NCBI's taxonomy places the organism in Eukaryota, Metazoa, Platyhelminthes, Monogenea, Polystomatidea, Polystomatidae. The record is from the annotation of a GenBank genome assembly.
AUGAGUAACCUUCUCUUUGCCCCACCCAGAACUGCAGCGGGAAGAAGUCCGCUAGUCCAAAUUGAAGUGCAAAAGUUUGUGACUCGGCCAGUCCGCCUUUGUCCUCAUUUCUCCCUCUUUUUUCCCAAUCUCAAGCUCCACCCUCGCGGGCUCUUUGCCUCGCCUCCAGCCUCCAGCCUCCGCCUUCUCAUCCACAAUUGGCCGAUUGUCCAAAUUCCCAUCGCCACUUUCACAUCCCCUCCACGCCCACUCCUGCCGGCGCCUCUGUUCGACAGGCUUCUCUUCUCUCGCGGUCGUCCGAGCGACGACUCACCUGCUAGUCCCCUCCCGCCUCCGUCCGUUGACGUUCGUCACGAAAAGUCUGCCAUCAAAAGCCAAAUGCCAGUUUCCUGGGCUGUGAUUGCACCCGAGGGAAUUGGGCUCGUAGUUCUGCUUCGAACCUGCGUGAGUCAUUGGCAGACAAGUUGCGUCUGUCAGUUGACUCGUGCUGAUGAGGCGAAAUAA